Symphalangus syndactylus (siamang) is the source of this 2651-nucleotide messenger RNA. It is a transcript of the gene IQCJ, whose product is annotated as IQ motif containing J. NCBI's taxonomy places the organism in Eukaryota, Metazoa, Chordata, Mammalia, Primates, Hylobatidae. The record is from RefSeq and is a predicted model, not a curated record.
UCUAGCUGUCUGUGGGCUGCCUUUUUCUUUCCCCUCUUUGAGGCUUUCUGAUGCCUAGUGUGAGCUCAGCUCAAAGGUUUCCAGCCUCACACUCGCCUCACAUUCCCCCACAGUCACAUUGAGCUCUGUGAUUCUGAGGAAUACAGUGUGCCAGCAUCCGAUCCAGUCUCCUUUCACCUGCAGGUGUUCCAGAAACUUCAAAAUGCGUCUGGAAGAACUGAAAAGAUUGCAGAAUCCUCUAGAACGAGUUAAUGAUGGAAAAUAUUUAUUUGAAAAUCACCAGCUGGCCAUGGAUACAGAGAAUAAUAUUGAAAAGUAUUCCCUCAAUCUACAGCCCUUGGAAUCAAAGGUGAAAAUCAUUCAGCGAGCAUGGCGCGAGUACCUGCAGCGGCAGGAGCCCCUGGGGAAGAGGAGCCCGUCCCCACCCUCCCUCUCAGAGAAGCUGAGCAGCUCUGUCAGCAUGAACACCUUCUCUGACAGCAGCACACCCUUUGCCAGGGCCCCUUUUGGGAAGAUUCAUCCUUACAUCUCUUGGGGGUUGCAGUCACCUGGGGACAAGUUGCCUGGUGGAAGGAAGGUGAUUCUUCUCUACCUUGAUCAGCCUGCCAGGCCCACUGGGUUCAUACAUACUCUCAAGGAGCCCCAGAUAGGAAGACUUGGUUUUCUCACCCUCCAGUGAAUGGACCUCAAGUUUAUGGAGGGAAUAGGAUGACCCCUGGCCUACACUGACUAAGCCUGUCAUCAAGAAAUGAGCUUCCUCUAACAACCAUGAGUCCAUUUGGAACUUCUGUGUUAAAAGCCUUCAGUCCAAGUCAAAUGUUGUCAGUGAGCUGUGUCCCUGGGGAGUUCUUUGGGCCCUGCCUCUUGCUUGAUCUUUUCCAGGUUGUUGAACCUCAGCCCUCUUUCUCUGGGUUUAAUCUAUUGCUGUUACUGCCUAGACAAUUUUCUAUCUUCUCAUAUCUGAUCAGCUGCCUGUCUUGUCCCAAGUCCCUGCCUUCCUUCUACUAACCUCUAGCACAAACUUAAUGGAGGCCAACAUGCCCUUACCUAACUUGUGGACAUUGCCAGCUGCUCUCCAGCCCCAUGCCCAUAACUGCAAUUAUUGCCUAUCUCAACCCUCUACCCCAGGCAUGUACUACACGGGAAAUCAGCUCACUAAUCUGGUCGAGUUCCUGUGUGGAGCUGAUAACGAUGCUUCUGCAUGCUUCUGCUCUGAUUAUUUUGGCUAAGCAUAGUGGUUAAUAGAGUUCUUAGAACAUUUCUGCCUUAAAAUGUAUAACAAAAGUAACGUUUAAGUAUGAGUGCUCAAAUUCAUUAUCUUAAUAAAAGCUGAGCACUUGUUCUGUGCCAGGCACUCUGCUAUUAUCUUGUUUAAUCCUAUCAAUGAUCAUACAAAGAAAGGCACUAUUAUUAUCUCCAUUUUACAGAUGAUGAAAAUGAGAUUUAAAGAGAUAACUACCUUUUCUUGGGCCACCCAUUGGGUUGGAGCUCCAUAUUUUAUUCUUCCACUAUAUAUUACUUGAAAAGAAGGCUGCAUUUAGACAUGGUCAAGCAAUCAGUUCAUGCAUUUCUGAGACUACUUUACAAUUUGGUAGUUAUAAACAGUGAAUAAAACAAUAUUUUAAAAACUCUCAUUUGAUUUUAUAAAUUGCUUCAUUCAAUGCUCCUUGAUUAAAACCUGAAACCUCAGCUGUUCAAUGCCAAAUUAAAUAGCAACAGAAGGGAAGAUAGUAUUAAGUUAUGUUAGCAAUUUGCAUAUUAAGUGCCCUUGUACCACAACGUAUCAUGUGGUAACAGAAAAAUUUGUUUUAGAAAUAGGAAUUUUGAAUAGCAACUGUUAGGGAAUGGUGCUUGUGGAUAUCAAAAUGAUUUUUAAAAAGAGUAGUCUUUUCUCCUUAAAAAAUAUUAGUUAUUGCACAAAGGACAACAGUAGGAAAUGCCCUGUGUAUUUUUUAUUAAUCAAUUUCAUAUCAUAAAAUAUUUAACGCUUUUCGUUUCCAGCUCCCAGAGAUCUGUAGCUUAUCUAAUAGGAUUAUCAUGGAAAGAAACUAUAGCGUGGUAUUUUCUAAACUCCAAGAUUGAUAACCUUUUCAGAAAUUAUUAGCAUGACCUUACAAAUAAGUCCGGAAAAAUCUCUGGAAUUAUUUAGAGACAUUCUCAAUCUCUUUUGGCUUAGAAUUGUUUCCUCCUGCUUGGGCCUUGCUUUGCGGUCACGCCUCUGUCUCCCAUUGGUUGCCAUAUUAUUAUGAUCUGGCCUAUAGGGGGCACUGUGGCUCAUGGAAUGAGGCGCCUGCCUGGGUAAGAGGAUGUGACUUAAAAUAGCAGCUCUGCCACUAUUUCUAUGUGUCCAAGAUGCAUCAUUUGAGAGGACAUUCUUCAUCUGCAACUGGAAAUAAUACCCACCUCAGAAAUGGAUUGGGAUUGCUGUGAAGGUUAAAUGGCACUACGCGUGUAAACUACAGCACAGAACCUGGGACUCUGAAGGCUCUCACUAAAUAUUAGUUGAUUUUGAAUCUGCUCUUGAAAACAUUCAGUGAGUUUAUUCAAAAUGCUGUGGAAAAAUUGUGGAGAGCAGACGUGGAAUUUUUAACUUGACACUGAUUGAGGGGCACAGUACUUGUUUGUGAUUCCCCAAGUGAAUCCAUGAGAAU